AUGCCUGCUGCACCUAAAUCCGGACCAGCGCUCUUCCUGGGGAUCGAGCUGGCGACAGACCAGCUACGGGCUUCAAUCGUCGACGAAAGUCUCGAACUUGUUGGGGUGGAAGCUGUCGAUUUUGAUUCAGAAUUACCAGAGUAUCAAACUCAUGGAGGCAUCUUUACGACCCCAGGCGAGGCCUACACAACACCUGUGGAAAUGUGGAUCAAAGGCUUCGAUUUACUCCUCGAGAAACUACACCGAAAUCACGACCUUACAAGAAUCAAAGCCAUUGGAGGUGCUGCCCAACACGCCCUUGUCUGGUGGAAAUCGACGACAAUCCCUUCACUAUCAUCAUUGGAUCCACACACACCCUUCCAUCAACAUUUCCCCGCAUCCAGCUUUUCCCUCCCGAAUACCCCAACAGCAUCAGAUACGUCGUCCCACAGCCAUGCUCUGGCCAUUGAAAGUCUCCUGGGGGGACCUGACCAUAUGGCAUCCCGCGUCGGCAUGUCGGCCACCGCCUCGAUGGUGUCCGCACAGCUGAUGCGCGUUCGAGAAAGUUGGCCAGUGGAGGUCUGGGGUAGGACUGGUCGAGUACAACUUGCCAGUGCCUUCAUUGGAAGUCUUAUCACGGGCAAGUGGAUGGCGAUGAGCGAGUCGGAGGCAUGUGCUACGGGCAUGUGGGUCCACGGGGCAAACCCAAACAACACACACAGUUCGAACCAAGGAUACUGGGAUGAAGAUAUUUUGGAAAUCGUAGCAGGGAGCCGAGAAGACGGAAGGCGUGUACGAGGCUGGCUCGGCGAGGUCGACACGACUGGCGGAGCCAGACGUGUUGGCAAUGUCUCGCGAUACCUCGUCGAACGGUACGGCUUCGAUCCCGAUACCAUCGUUUCAUCAUUUACUUCGGACUAUCUAUCAACAUAUCUCUCGCUCUGUCCUUCCCCUAAUGAUGCCGUCCUCGAAUUUGGACCUAUGGAUACCUUACUCACACCAGCGCAGCAUUAUAUCCCUACACGCCUUUAUAAUCUAUUCCCUCACCCCGCUCAAGAGGCGGGCGAAAAACGAAGAUACAUUGCCGCCCUUUCCAGCAGGAACGGCGAUGUCCCUCGCGCCCUCGUUCGCGACAUGUAUACCAAGAGUUGGAGUGCCUUUGACCGCCUGGUUGCGAUUGUUCCCCCUGGUGGAUCGAUAGGGUUGGACGAUAAGCUCUUCAGCUUCUGGCACCUGCAAGGGGACAGCUACCCGUUCUCCCGAGUCAAGGGAAUCUAUCGGUUCGAGACAGGCAUCAAAGUCAACGAAUUCCGUGAUCUCCGUGCCAACCCUCGAUGUCUCCUCGAAAGUCAGCUGCUCUCUUUCCGGGUGAAGUGGUCGCGACUCUUGUCCACAGGCGUCCUGGGCACCAGAAAGUCGGGCCGCAACCAAACACCACCUGUGCCAGCACGAUCGGCAGCCACCUUGACGAGCUUGGGGUUGCCUUUCGAUCCCUAUGAUCACACUGUCCUUCCCUCCAGGGUGAUCGCCACCGGCGCAGCAGCCAACUUCCCUAGCGUCUCUAACCUCGUGGGGGAUAUUUUCAAUGCCCCCGUCUUUGUCCCCAACACCCAGGUCGAUUCCGCCCAGAUCUCACCACAUAGGAACGCCCCAGCCCAAGGGUACCCCAGCCGUCCUGCUCUUGGCGGUGCUUACGUUGCCCGAUGGGUGUGGGGACGGGAAUGGGGCAUGGGUGGCUUGGCUGUGUUCGAGGACGAGAUUCGGCGGUUACUGGGCAAGCGAUGGGUCUCGACGGGUGGCAUGCCACUGCGAACCAACAUCAAUGGCCCUCCAAACGUGCCCAUGGCCUUGACACCUGGAAGUGGCGCCAACUCCGGUGCGAGCACUCCGUUCGGACACCCUGGUCCUCGAUCUACUCUUGGUGCGACUGUAUUUGUUGAGGAAGAUGAAGACGAGGAGAUCGAGAGGGAAAGGAACGGUCGUGCGGGGCAGUCCUUGACACCAGGUCACGCCUAUCCCAAUGCUGUCUCGUACAUGGAUGCAGGGUCCUCGCGGUUGAGACCGGCCACGAGCAACGACACGCUUCAGACAAGCACCAGCGUUGGUCAGACAUCCACCGCCUUCACCACCCCUGACCUUAGCUUGAGCAACCUCGGCGUCGCUGCCAACGGAACUACUGUCACACCAGCCACACCAACUCCCCUAGCGCCAGUCACCGCCCUUCCGACCUCGGAUGCCGAAGCCCAGAUCGGCCUUGCCAAGGUGGCAGAAUCAGACGUUGAUGCAUUCUUGACCUACGCUGCCAUCGUCCCUGAGUACUGUCGACUAGAGAACAUACUGAUCAAAGGUAUCGUUUAG
Molecule: messenger RNA, 2337 nt
Organism: Coprinopsis cinerea okayama7#130
Lineage: Eukaryota; Fungi; Basidiomycota; Agaricomycetes; Agaricales; Psathyrellaceae
Product: D-xylulose kinase
Exons: 7
Coding region: 1-2337 (778 amino acids)
Biological process (GO): xylulose metabolic process
Cellular component (GO): cytosol
Molecular function (GO): D-xylulokinase activity
Source: RefSeq, a predicted model, not a curated record